AUGCUUCUUCAGGUAAACAAAAAGCAUGGAGGGGAGACUUGGCUAGUGCUGAAACCAUGGAGACUACAUUUAGUCAGAAUCGUAAGAUGGAAUGUGGGAGGAUGUAGCAGACAUUCAAAUGAAACACAGCUAGGUAAUUUGCAGGUUUCAUCCAUCAUGUGUGCCUUUUCCCCCCAGCAGCCACAGAUGCAACCUGAAACCUGCAACUAUAGAAUUUUAUUUAAUGUGCUUUAUAUACCGCUUAAUCAUCAAAACCUCAUUGAAUCAUGGAACUGUUGCAUUGGGAGCGUUCCCAAAGUCAUCUAG
Podarcis lilfordi (Lilford's wall lizard) is the source of this 306-nucleotide messenger RNA. Lineage: Eukaryota; Metazoa; Chordata; Lepidosauria; Squamata; Lacertidae. The record is from the annotation of a GenBank genome assembly.